AUGACGAUGCACGCAAUCAACGCUGCUGGUCGACGGGUUUCGCUUCUAAACGACGAAAGCGCAUCCCAACAACCACAAUUGCAACAACAACGACCUCCUCUCAGCUUUCACCCCAGCUAUGCUUUCAACCAGUCUUACCCCACUCCUGGCAGCAGCUCUUCUUCGCCUAACACCCCCGAGCUUUUGCGCUCCGACUCCUAUGACUCCCAAAUGAGCAAUGAUCCUGUCUCUCCUAUGACUCCGAACGUGGACUACUACCCUCGACAGCAAGUUAUCUACACCAUCCCCCAAGACUACAACAUGGACGCCAAGCAUGUCGCAUACGCCAACAGCACCCGUUCGGCCUCAUACGACGCCGAGAUGGUCAGCCAGCCCCGAUCCUCGCCUAUGCCCGAACGUCCCGGAAAGCGCUACCCCUGUCGGUACCGCGAUACUCACGGCUGCGAAAAAACCUUCACAACUUCAGGCCACGCCUCGCGUCACUCUAAGAUCCACACUGCUGAGAAGGCUGUUCAAUGUACCUUCGCGGGGUGCCAGAAGAAGUUCACCCGCGCCGAUAACAUGAAACAACAUCUUGAAACGCAUUUCAAGGACAAGAGCCGCUCAUCUGGAAGCCAGCGCAGCCACCGAGCAUCUCUCGCUGACACCCGUCGCAACUCUACAUCUGGUCGUCCUUCCGCGAGCCGCACAUCCUCAUCCAGAAGCCGACGCGACGCUGAUCCCUAUCCCCUUCCUACACCCCCUCUGGCCUCGCCUAGCAUGAGCAGUGGACCCUGGGAUAUCGGUGGUCGCAACCUCCCUAUCCUUAACCGCCCUGUUGCUGGUAGAACACCCAGUGGUCUGGAUGCUCUCGCCAUGGCUGUCGCAUGCCAGGAGGGCUCAGGUGUUUGA
This is a messenger RNA of Fusarium coffeatum, 891 nucleotides long. RefSeq lists its product as uncharacterized. Lineage: Eukaryota; Fungi; Ascomycota; Sordariomycetes; Hypocreales; Nectriaceae. The transcript has a single exon. The record is from RefSeq and is a predicted model, not a curated record. Bases 1 to 891 code for a protein of 296 amino acids.